UUAUUUUGAAGUUGUUACUCUCUAGUUACUUUUAUUUAGUCGCACUUUAGUCACCUUACAUAUUUCUAAUUGGUUACUCAGUACCGGUGUACCUAACUUCUGGGUUGUUGUAAUAAGUGUGUUAGUACGAGCAAAGAGUGGAUCAAAUGAACUUUCGUUUCAAGUUUCUACUUUUUUUUUAGUGUUUUUUACGAUGGCAAAAAAUUGUCCAAUAGAUUUCAAAGUUUUGGUGAUGUUAGUGCUAGUGUCGACGGUGGUCAAUGUAUUUUCAGAUGAUUCGUUGACUUUUGAAUCCAAGGGUUUCUACCAAGAGAAUGUCACUUCUCCUGCAAUAUUCAGAAAGCAGGGUGGGUUCAUGAGAAGUACUCUAGCCUCUUUGUCAGUGACAGUCUUCUCUGAAUUGGGCGACAAGACGUUUUUUCUGGCCGCUAUUUUGGCGAUGAAACACUCCAGAUGGCCAGUUUUCGUUGGAGCUAUGUCAGCCAUGAUUCUCAUGAUGAUAGUCGCAGUUGUGUUUGGACUAGCGGCCAGUCUCAUACCACGAGCAUUCAUUCAAACAAUGUCGACUGUCAUUCUGGCUCUGUUUGGACUGAAGAUGCUGAAAGAAGGCUCCUCCAUGCGACCUGAUGAAGGGGCUAUCGGCUUCAAGCACUGUCAGAACUCCAUCGAGAAUAUAGGGGAAAAGAGUUUGGCUCUUACUCAAGCGUUUACAUUGACUUUACUUGGAGAAUGGGGAGAUCGAUCUCAGAUAGCAACUAUACUUCUUGCCUCAACUGAAGAUGCCUUUGGUGUAUUUUCUGGAGGGAUUGUAGGCCACAUAUUCUGUACAGGAGCGGCUGUAAUUGGUGGAAGCUUGGUAGCUGAUAAAAUACCUGUGAAAACAAUGACGUCUAUAGGUGGAGUUAUAUUCCUCAUAUUUGCUGUCUCCUCAUUAUUCAUCAGUUGACCCUGGGUUAAGGCAGUUUCUCUUUAUUAAUUUUAUACUUGAUUCUUAGUUAUUUCUUAGGCUGAUUUGUGGUUUGAAAUUUUUACUUUCCCAAUAAUGUGAGGAGGCAUGAAUACAAUUAUGCAUCUGUUGUAUGUUGUAAUGACUUAUACCAGGACUUCCUUUAUAUCUAGGUACCCUAGUAUAUAGGAGGUCCUGCUUAUACAGUAAAAGAUUUUAUUUUGAGAUUCCAAUGUAUCAUUUUCUUAAAUUCUUUCUCUUCAAUAUUUAAGCAUAUAUCCAAUAUAAAUUCGCUCUAUCAGAAUCUGCAAAUCUGCUCUAUCAGAAUAUUGUUUUUACUGUGUUUUAUAAAACUCUAAAUUCUUGA
This is a messenger RNA of Nilaparvata lugens (brown planthopper), 1313 nucleotides long. Its product is annotated as transmembrane protein 165. The record is from RefSeq and is a predicted model, not a curated record. The transcript has 8 exons. NCBI's taxonomy places the organism in Eukaryota, Metazoa, Arthropoda, Insecta, Hemiptera, Delphacidae. Gene Ontology annotation, molecular function: calcium ion transmembrane transporter activity; manganese ion transmembrane transporter activity. Gene Ontology annotation, cellular component: Golgi apparatus. The coding region runs from base 194 to 946 and encodes 250 amino acids. Gene Ontology annotation, biological process: calcium ion transmembrane transport; Golgi calcium ion transport; manganese ion transmembrane transport.